Penicillium coprophilum is the source of this 2484-nucleotide messenger RNA. Its product is annotated as serine/threonine-protein kinase. The coding region runs from base 1 to 2484 and encodes 827 amino acids. Gene Ontology annotation, cellular component: cytoplasm. Gene Ontology annotation, biological process: intracellular signal transduction; protein phosphorylation. The transcript has 6 exons. Gene Ontology annotation, molecular function: ATP binding; protein serine/threonine kinase activity. Lineage: Eukaryota; Fungi; Ascomycota; Eurotiomycetes; Eurotiales; Aspergillaceae. The record is from RefSeq and is a predicted model, not a curated record.
AUGAAUGAGAAUGUGGCAGCCUCUAUGUCGGAUAUCUCCGCAGAGCCCUCUAUCACAUCACUGGAGGGUAUGAACGAUGUGCGGCCUCAGGCGAGCAGAGUUGGAUCUACUGCGUCUUAUGACAGCUCUCAGAGGCACCGACGACGAAACCCUAGAGCAAGGCGUCCGGUGAAGGAAACACUGGACGCCCGCUCCUCGUAUUAUACGAGUCAAGAUGACGGUACUGCAGAACAUCGAAUCAACCAGUAUGUGAUCAAGCAGGAGAUAGGACGUGGUUCGUUUGGGGCUGUCCAUUUGGCUGCAGAUCAGUUUGGAAAUGAAUAUGCUGUCAAGGAAUUCUCUAAGUCUAGACUGAGGAAACGUGCGCAGUCGCAUCUGUUGCGAAGACCGCGAGGCCCGAUUCGACCAGGAAAGGAUUUCAACUCGCCAUUACAUCGGCAUCCUUCUGGCGACGAUAGUGAGACCGCAAAGAACCCUCUAUAUUUGAUCAAAGAGGAAAUUGCAAUCAUGAAGAAACUGAACCAUAACAAUCUGGUGUCGUUGAUCGAGGUCUUGGACGAUCCGUCAGAGGACUCGUUGUACAUGGUGAUGGAAAUGUGCAAGAAAGGUGUUGUCAUGAAGGUCGGACUGGAAGAGAGAGCAGAUCCGUAUGAUGACGAGCAAUGUCGAUGUUGGUUCCGUGAUCUGAUAUUGGGAAUCGAGUACCUGCAUUCGCAGGGUAUUGUUCAUCGAGACAUAAAACCCGACAACUGUCUGGUGACCAACGACGACAUACUUAAAGUGGUCGACUUUGGUGUAUCGGAGAUGUUUGAAAAAGAUUCAGACAUGUUCACUGCCAAGUCAGCUGGGUCGCCAGCAUUUCUCCCCCCAGAGCUGUGCGUGGUCAAACAUGGCGACGUAUCCGGAAAGGCGACAGACAUCUGGUCCAUGGGGGUAACUCUAUAUUGUCUACGAUAUGGAAAGCUGCCUUUUGAGAAGCAGAGCAUUUUCGAGCUGUAUGAUAGUAUCAGGGGAGAUCCCCUGGUCUACGAAGACGAGUCAGAUGAAUCCUUCAAAGAUCUGAUAGGAAGGAUUCUCGAGAAAGAUCCAGAAAAGCGGAUCGACAUGUUUGGUUUACGAGAACACCCUUGGGUAACGAAGAAUGGAACCGAUCCUUUGCUGUCAUUUGAGGAAAAUACCUCGCAGCUCAUUGAACUUCCGACAGAGGAGGAGAUGAACUCAGCCAUUACAACAAACAUGGGACACCUCAUGACCGUGAUGAAAGCCGUCAAGAAAUUCAAGCGACUAACAGAUCCCACCAAACCACAAUCCCCCAUACAAAGUAUGUUCGGCAAGAGCAUUCUUGGCGGAGACAACGAUGCCUACUUCGUCGAGCCACCAAUGGAAAUGGACCCAGACGAACCCUUCCCGGCAGUAGGAGCGGCUCCACAAACACAUGACGCCCACGGCAUGGGUGCAGACACGCGCAAGGUCAUGGGCCGGCGUCCUUUUGCCGGAUUCCGAGACAAUUCUGGAGGUUUCGGGUCUAGCGAUUCAGCCAGUUUUUCAUCCCGGCCCGAGUACAGCCCGAGCAGCAGCAAACGGCCCAGUGGUGUGUUCGAGCCCGAGCGAAAAGACUCCGGCUCCAUCCGCAACGGGGAGUUCCCGGCUCAGCCGGAUAUUGGCAACGAAGCUCAAUCUCACUCUCAGUGGGCAUCGCCCCAUAUCCCCCUCUCACGAGCAAGUUCGGGUACUAAGCGCAGCCUGGAGGGGACCAGGGGGCAUGCUCGUGAUCCGCUGGAAGAGGAGUUUCCCUACCUCUUCAUUGGACCAUCUACAUAUAACGGCUCCUCGCACCAGGAACCUGAUAUGAAAAUUAGUGACGAGCCCGCGUCUAUUUUCCAAGAGCCCGAACAUUCAAUGGAUCAGUCUGACCAGAUGGAGGACGAUGAGCCGGUACAGUUUGUCAGUGAAUCGCCCGGCGCUGCGGAUUUCAAUAUCUAUGAAACGGCGUACAGAAAAGAAUUAGAGCGCAUAAAGUACAGCCUGAAUAACCGCGAUACCGGUCCCAAGGUGUACCUGACCCGCUUGAUUGAGAAAAACAGCGCCGAGGUGAUGAAAUUGGCCAAAGAGAAGGAGCUGAAUCUUCAGAUUGGGGAUCAGGUCACUCUUGCUUCUAUAUCAAGAGCACCAUCAGGCUUCGGGUCUGUGGUUAGCGCGAUGCGCUCGCAGAUGCUGCAGAAAAGGCAGGCUGAGGGACUUGGGGAACACGGUAGUGAUGGUGAUGGUGGUCACGCAAGUAAAGAUAAAGAUUAUUCGCAAAGCCACAACCCUCACCCUCAUCCUCCCAAGCGUCUCUCGGUUUCGUCCCAAUCUAUACCCGAGCCUGAACCGUCCUCCCUAGAGGCGACUGGUGUGUCGUCUACGGAGAGGAGCGGUGAUUCCAAGGCACAGCUCCAGCGGAUUCUUGCUCGAGUUCGUGGGAAAUCUGGUAAUGCGGAGUGA